CCAGGACGGACGUCCGUCUCCCACCUGACUCUGUGUCUCCUCUGUCCAGUGUGAGGACACUGACCACCAGGACAGACGUCCAUCUCCCACCUCACUCCGCCAAGCCACAUCCACAGGCCACCACCAUCUGGUCCCUUCGGUUGGCAUCUUGAGGGAGCCGUAGCCCAGAGACAGGAAUCUGCAGACUUACAGUCAAUUUUCCAAGGGUCUCCCUGGCCAUGUGCGGCCACUUUCCCAGGGCAGCCCUUGGGGUGAUCUGCCUUUCUGUUUCAGUCCUUCCUUUCCUCUGAGACUUGCUAGCUUUUGUUACUCUGUCAACAUCAAGGCCUCAGCUCCCUUGGGACACUGGGACAUCCUGUUCCCUUGCCCAGUCUGAGAAUCUGUCCCAAACAACUCUCACUGGGUUCUUUACAUCUGUCGAAACUCAGCUGACCUGCACAGAAGCAAGUUUAACCUUUGGGGCCUGCAGACAUCUUUGACGCCUACGGGGGGCGCUGAGUCCAUGUCCCUGACACGUUGUGUGUGUACUGUGUAUAUGGUGUGUGUGUGAGCGUGCGGGGUGUGUGUGUGUGUGUGUCGUGUGUGUAUACGGUGUGUGUGUAUGGUAUGUGGUGUCCACACACACCGUAUACACACACAGCACCCACGCCCCAGCCGGGGGACUGAAGUCUUGUGUCAUCCAGUGCAGCUCUCCGGUACAGACCGAUGUGCCCACGGUCUGUGCCUGUCGCGCUGUGGCCCCACACUGAGACAAGUCGCUCCGUGAGCCGCUUUUAGAAUGUAAAAGGAAACGUGUUCUGUUAGGAUUUUAUAUGUAUGUAUGUCUGAAACAAACAAACCAGGAAUCCCUUCUGUCUGGGAAUGUGCUUCAGCUCCUCCAUCCAGCGCUGCAGAAUCAGGACGAGGGUCCUCCCAGUCCCCAGCCCCAGAGGUGCUUUUUAGGCAGAAAGCCUGCGUGGGCACAGCGAGUCCCACCACGUCCUUCCGAAACGCCUCUCGGGGGUCGCGGGCUGGGGGAGCGGCCCAGCCCGGGCAGGGUGCCAGGGGACAGUGACAGGGCCCCGCUGCGCCCCAGUGCCUGCAGAGAGCAAGUGCAGAGUCACAUAGGAAAUGCGCCACAGGCUUCCUCCGCACCUCAGCUGGUCUCCGCGGCAGUUGCUGCUCCUCGAGGAAGACGCUGAAGGUGCGUUGGGAGGCCUCGAGCCAGCGGGCGUGAUGCCACCUUUGCAACCUGCUACAGAGGCUUAGCGCUCCUUGGGACAGGACCGUUUGCUGACCGGGGUGAUCCCGAGGCAGGCGCACCUCCUGGGCGUGCAGAACUGCUGCUCUCGUGCUCCAGGGAGGAGGCAGCCGUCAGACACGCUCCCGAGCCCAUGGCCCUAGGGCUCUCAAAGCCGCCACCUCAGCUGCUGCUACAGAGCCCCCGCUGAGCCGCCGGGCGCACCAUGGAGCGGUACCUGUCCAAGCCCGACAACGCCACGCUGCAGAUGCUGCGCAGCCCGACCAUCGCCGUGGUCCUGCCGGCCGUGUACUCGCUGGUGGCGCUCAUCAGCAUCCCGGGCAACCUCUUGUCGCUGUGGGUGCUGUGCCGCCACAUCGGGCCGCGCUCGCCUUCCAUCAUCUUCAUGAUCAACCUCAGCCUCACGGACCUGGCGCUGGCGCUGGUGCUGCCCUUCCAGAUCCACUACCACUGCAAUCGCCACCACUGGGUCUUCGGCGUGCUGCUCUGCAACGUGGUCACGGUGGCCUUCUACGCCAACAUGUACUCCAGCAUCCUCACCAUGACCUGCAUCAGCGUGGAGCGCUUCCUGGGCGUCGUGUACCCGCUGUCGGCCGCGCGCUGGCGCCGUCGCCGCUACGCGGUGGCCGCCUGCGCCGGCCUCUGGCUGCUGCUGCUGGCCGCGCUGUCGCCGCUGGCGCGCACCGACCUCACCUACGAGGUGGAGGCGCUGGGCAUCGUCACCUGCUUCGACGUGCUCAAGUGGACCAUGCUGCCCAGCGUUGUCACCUGGGCCAUCUUCCUCUUCACCAUCUUCAUCGUCCUCUUCCUCAUUCCCUUCGUGGUGACGGUGGCCUGCUACACGGCCACCAUCCGUAAGCUGCUGCAGACCUCGGGCGGCUACGGGCAGGGCCAGAAGCGGCGCUCUGUGUACCUGGCGGCCGUCGUGGUACUGGCCUUUGUCACCUGCUUCGCACCCAACAACUUCGUGCUGCUGGUCCACAUGGUGAGCAGGCUCUUCUUCGGGCGCAGCUUCUACCACGUCUACAAGCUCACGCUCUGCCUCAGCUGCGUUAACAACUGCCUGGACCCCUUCGUCUACUACUUCGCCUCCAAGGAGUUCCAGCUGCGGGUGCUCGGGUACCUGGGCUACCGGAGCCCACGCGCAGACAGCCUGGAAACGCGCCGCGACAGCCUCUUCUCCGCGCGCACGCUGUCGGCGCGCUCGGGCUCCAGUGGGCAGGCGGACUGCCUGGAGGCGGUGGGCAGGGCCUUCCUCCAGAGGCAGGAGAGCGUGUUCUGACCCCGGAGCAGGAGCAGGGGACGACAUGCCCUCAGAAAGGGCGACGGCACGGCGGGGAGCGCGCAGCCGAGGCCCCGGAGGUCUGCGGAGCGCAGUGCGGGCGCCGGCGGAGGGGCUGAGUCCAGUCAACGAGGCUUCAGAGACCGCCAUGUGGAAAAGGGUCAGAGACCAUGAAAGAAAAGCUAAAUGGGGGAACGGCGCUGGCCGUUUUCUGGGGAGCGGUGACUGUGUGUGCAGUCUUCCAGGAGCCCGCGUCCCCAAACGGCCGCCCAGCCGUGUGGCCCUGAGGUUUUGCGCUCAGGCUGGACCAGCUGUCCCUUCCACACUCAGCGCUCGCCGGUGGUGACUUUGAGCCGGGGGAGCGGCCGGGUCGGGACGCACGGUAGACCUCUCCGCUUCCCUGGCCCCACGCCCGGCACUCAAGCCGCACGGGGACCUCGUGUUGGUCCCGUCGAGUCACGGGGAGCUAAGGUCCUGCGAGGACAGGCCAGACUCCGCCCCAAUGACUCUGGGGCUCCUGAUGCCCCCACGCCAAGAGCACCGUAUCCCCCGCUGAGCCGAGCACAGUGACCUAGCCCGUCCAGUGCCGUGUGGCUGCCCCCGGCAGAGGAGACCGCAGGGACAUGUAGGUGCCGCCUCUGAACGCUCGGAGCCUGGGACAGCGGAGGCCGAGCCUCGUGAGGGCCCAGCCUCGGCGGCGACCAUGGGUGGCGGGACACACAUGUACAGCUAGUGUUUGGGGUCCCCGCCAAGGCUUCUCAGCGCCCGAGGGGGCUGGGCGGCGGGGAUCCCACCGUGCGGGGUUGGCCGGGCUGCAGCGGCGCCUGCAGUUUCCGCGCGAGGGAGCACCGCAAAUCGGACCAUUGGGCCCCAGCGCCUGAGCACCAGUCCCAACACCCGCGCCGCCCGGGAAGGAAGGGGACCCAUCCCUGAGGAGUCCAGGACGGGGACCCUGCGGGUUCCCAGGAGUGGAGGUGUGGCCACAACCCAGCAAAGUGUGGAGAGGGGACAUGUGUGCGAGGGGUUCACGGACCUCAGGGAGAAAGGCUCGAGGUCCAGCUCUCCACCCUGGGCAUGAAGGGCGGGUAGAGAUGUGGCAGGGGAGCUGCCUGCCCUCCCCACUAUCAUGAUUGCUUUGUAAGAAGAGCAGAGGCACGUUUGUAGAAGGGUAAAUACUGGCCCCCCAAAAUUCAUGUCCACCUAGAGUCUGUGACUAUGACCUUUUUUGCAAAAAGGGUCUUUGAAGAUGUAAUUAAGUGAAGGAGCUCCAUCAAAGUGACAACCAAUGACUCAUAACAACCCCAUAGGAUAGAGUAGAACUGCCCCAUACGGUUUCCAAGGAGCGGCUGGUGGAUUCAAACUGCCGACCUUUUGGUUAGCAGCCUGGACCACUGCACAACCAGGGCUGCAAAUUGACAACAGCAACAUGAAAUUUGGGGGGCAGUGCGUUUCUGUUCAUGCGGGAGGAACAAUUCGGAAAAGGAGGCUGAGAAUGGUUGCCCAACUGGAAGAAUGUCAUCCAUGUCACUGAAUCAUACACGUAGAGAUUGGUGAACUGGUGUGUUUUACUGUGUACGUUUUCAACAACAAAUAAAAUGUUAAAACGCACGGGGAAAAAAGUGAAGGAGUUCCAGAUGAGGUCACCCCGGAUUAUCCAAAUUGCCCUAAAUCCAAUGACAAGGGUCCUUGUCAGAGAUGAAGGAGAGGCACAAGGCAGAAGGCCAGGAAAACUCAGCCAUGGAGGGACGCUGUGGAGCACAGCUCUACUCCAACACACGCGGGGGCGCUGUGUGGGGUCGUCUUCACACAGAGCAGAGAUUGGGGUGAUGUGGCCACAAGCCCUGGAACGCCUGAGGCCACCAGAAGCUGGGAGAGACAAGGAAGCAUCCUCCCCUAGAGCCUCCGGAGGGAGCGCGGCCCUGCCCACACCUUGAUUUCAGACUUCUGGCCUCCAGAGCUGAGAGAAUACAUGUCUCUGGUUCUGAACCACCCAGCGGGUAGUGCGUAACAUGGCGGCCCCCAAAACACUCACAGGCACGUUGAGCCACUUUAAAACUGUGAUGGUCAACAGACCUAAGGAGGUUGUGGGUGACAGGUGGUUGCAGGCAGCCUGCCUUCCCCGGCACUAGCUCUGGGGUUCCUGCUUUGUGGAACUCAAGUAUCCCCAUGGGUCAGGGGAGGGCCUUGCAAGAACCAGACAAGUCUGUGAGGCCGGCAUCGGUGACUCACCGUGAAGAUGCCCUGCAGGACGAGUUGCCAGAGAUCCCAGAUGCUCCCCGGCUCAUGACCACAGGGUGCCUCUGCCAGCACCCACCUCCGGCAAAGCCACACCAUCCCCUCCCUCACCUGUAAUUCUCGAACAACCUCGUGUCAUAGGAAAAGCAGUUGCUGUGGAGGUUUGGAAAUAGUGGUGAUGGGUGCACAAAACGGGGAAUGUAAUUAGUAUCAUUGAAUUGUACAUUUAAAAAUGGUUAAAAUGGCACGUUUUGAUAUAUGUAUUUUUUACUACAAUAAAAUUAAAAUAA
Trichechus manatus latirostris (Florida manatee) is the source of this 5047-nucleotide messenger RNA. RefSeq names its product P2Y receptor family member 8 (gene P2RY8). Bases 1446 to 2522 code for a protein of 358 amino acids. NCBI's taxonomy places the organism in Eukaryota, Metazoa, Chordata, Mammalia, Sirenia, Trichechidae. Gene Ontology annotation, biological process: phospholipase C-activating G protein-coupled receptor signaling pathway; positive regulation of Rho protein signal transduction. Gene Ontology annotation, molecular function: G protein-coupled receptor activity. The transcript is spliced from 2 exons. Gene Ontology annotation, cellular component: plasma membrane. The record is from RefSeq and is a predicted model, not a curated record.